CAUAUGAGAGGAGUAGAUGACAAAAGUACACAAAGAUCCAAGUGCAGUGCCAUUCACAUUUUAUCUCUUAUCAGAAAAAUAAUGAUUUGCGAAGUUGUUCGCACGCCAAGCCAGAUAAUGAGUGCAUCUAAACGAAAUUCAGGCCACAUAAGCUUAAGAAAAUGUAGAAAAACCUUGAAAAAUGCUCAAAGUGAGGUGAAAGAUAAAAAGAUAAAAAUUCAAAUGUUAAACCAAAUUGUGAUACAGAAAAUUGUAUUUUGAAUGUGGUGGCAAAUUUCUUUCUGUUCUUGAGAUGAAAAUGCUCUGAAAUGAUAAUAUACGCAUCGUAAAAGAAAUCUGUGGCAAGAAAGAUAUUUUUUUAUCUUCGGAAUCAUUUCUACGUUUCAUCGAGUUCGCAAUCAAAGUAGAAAAAAUUUCGAAAAGAAUUUUUCAUAAGAAGGAAACCGUGUGGGAAGCAUUGGCAACGACCGUGCAAUAAAUUAAAUUGACAUCUAUCCUUUCACGCAUUAGCUGGGUCCCGAUAGAGGAAGAACAACUAAACGAGGAGUUCUGAACGGGGGAAGACCAACUGCUUCCGAGUGGAUUCGAAUACGUACAGACCGGGGUACCAGAAGAGUUCUACGUUCUGGCUCACUUCAGCCAGCCGAAUGUGUUUAUAUUCUGUGAAAUGUAUCUAAAAUUCAGCGAGUAAUUUCACGUAAGUUAUGAUUGUUCAAGUGUAGUUUGAUAAGAAAAAAUUGCGAAAAAAAGAUACAAAAGUGUGCGAGGAAGGGGGCAAAAAUGAUUAACGUGGUGAAGUGAGUAUAAUUAUAGCUUGUGUUAAGAGGCUUCAAGAAAUUACAAGCAAUUGUGCAGUGAUUGGUUCGAAGUAUGGCUCGCUUGAGUACUUGUGAGAAUUAAUGGUGAUCAUCGAUUAAACGGAAACCAUGGGGAAAGUGAAUCCAGAGGAGGAGAAGCUCCGCCAAGAUGACGAGCAAGGUGUAUCAGCGGAAAACACCCACCUGGAUGACCUCUACACCCGAUACCGGCAAAGGCUGAGAAAAUCCCUUUUCAUCUCUGGCCUGUCGAUAUCGUUGGUGGCAUGUGCAGUUUCCAUGAUUGUAGUUCUGGCUAGUGAUCAGAAUGUGUUGCAUUUAGUUAUGCUAGUUAUUGCGGCCAUUGUGUGCGGAAGUAUUUUAACAGCUUUACAGUUCCCAGCCGUGCUAAGCUCACCAUUUGCCGCAUUGGCUUUUGCCAUUUCAACGACGGCCACAUUGGCUUUCCUGUCGGUUAUUGUUGGUGGAACGUUGGCACCAUUACCUCUGUUUGCGGUGAUUUUGGGAAUCCACACAAUGCUACCUGUAUCAUGGCCUGUUUCCGUCGUUAUGGCUGCAUUCAUGACAAUCUUACAUCUAGUUUAUAAGAUGGGUUUCAGCAGCGAUCCACCGAGUUUUCAGAUGCUUAUGGGGGAAGUAAUAAUGCUAGCAACAGCCUCGCUAUCAGGACUUUAUUAUCGAAUUAUGUCGGAUGCGGCACAUAAUCGUACUGUGGAUGGAACACGGACUGGCAUUGAACAGCGUGUUAAAUUGGAAUGCGAACGUGAACAACAGGAACAGCUGCUACUUAGCGUUAUACCAGCCUAUAUUGCUGCUGAGGUCAAGCGUAGCAUAAUGCUUAAAAUGGCGGAUGCAUGUCAGCGAGCUGGAGGCCAAACAACAAGAUUCCAUGAACUUCAUGUGCAGCGUCACAACAAUGUUUCCAUUCUCUACGCCGACAUCGUCAAUUUCACCCCCUUGUCAGAGCAACUCACAGCCAGUGACCUAGUAAAGACGCUAAACGAGCUCUUUGGUCGCUUCGAUCAAAUUGCCCAGGAAAACCAGUGUUUGCGUAUUAAAAUUUUAGGUGAUUGCUACUAUUGCGUAUCAGGACUGCCUGUCUCGAGGCCUCAGCAUGCCGCCAACUGUGUUAACAUGGGGCUGCAGAUGAUUGAAGCAAUUAGGUUUGUACGUGAAGCAACUGGUUUCAAUGUAGACAUGCGAAUUGGUAUUCAUACAGGGAAUGUACUGUGCGGCGUCCUAGGACUGCGAAAGUGGCAAUUUGAUGUGUGGAGCGAUGACGUGACUCUCGCUAAUCAUAUGGAAAGUGGAGGAGUGGCUGGGCGGGUCCACAUAACAAAGCAAACCCUUGAGUACUUGGGCGAUAAGUUCGAAGUGGAGCCCGGAAAUGGAGGUUCACGGGACCCAUAUUUAGCCGAUCACAAAAUCGAAACAUAUCUCAUUAUCCCGCCUAAGAAGAUGGCACGGAAUCUUCCGCAAGUUGUUGAAGUCCCCAAUACACCACCACCGGAAGCAACGGUCCCGCCGGAUUCAUUGCCUGUGAAUCAGAUUAGCAUAUCGGAACCGCCCUCGGAAAGUGAUAAGUCGCCAAGUGAAGGAACUUUAAGCGACAGUAACAGAAGAACACCUGAAGAGAAAUCAAGGACGACGCUUCAGUUGACACCCACAAUCGCUGAGGAGGGUACCGAUGGUGCAGAUAAUCCCAACAACAAAUCGUCGUUAUCCUUGCCAUAUGAAAGUGCUCAACCGGAGGCUCCUGUGAAAGAGCGUCGGAAGCUUUCCGUACAAGGUUUAAUGGCAUUUGCUGAACGAAGACGAUCAUCAGGUGCAGCACUUGCCGAUAUGAGGAAACCAUCGAUAUCGAACGGUGAUAGUUUCCGUAUACCAGGGACCGCAACACCAGGUGGACCAGUGACUCGUUCCCGUCCAUCCUCGAAAAUGACGAAAUACGUGGAAUGCUGGGGCGCUGAUAAGCCGUUUGCGAAUAUCGCUGAAUCGAAAUUAGCUAAAAACAUCGGUCUUGCGAGUAUUGCAAUGAUCGAGUCAAAUUUAUUACCACCGGAAAGACGUUGCUUCGCUAACUUUAGCUGCUUUGGACCCCCGACUGAGUUGAAACCGAUCACCAUGUGGUAUCGUAAUAGUCCGCGCGAGGCAAUGUAUCGGGCACAACCUGAUCCGCAUUUCAGAUACGAUCUCAUCUGUGCGUUUAUUAUUUUCGUAUCGAUUGCUGCUAUUCAAUUAAUUGUUAUACAUACCAAUGUAGCCGUCUUGGGAUCAUUAGGUGCUUCCCUCAUAGCAUUAGGCCUAUUUUUGUACUUAAGUCAUUCUCAAAUGUCUGAGAGCGCGUCGCCUGGGAACAAUGGCCCAGGUCAAGUGAUAGCAGCCAGCAGAACGUUGCGAUUAGCUAUCUUUCUAAUUUCAAAUGCUUUGAUAUCAGCAUGUUCUGUGUUUAGUGUGAUCAAUUUCGACGAAGAAGUAGCUGUUAAUGUAUAUCCAACUGAGAUGAAUUCAACCGAAUUCCCACCGAUAGAACGAAUUGAUGUGGCGGAGGUGGCGAAUACAGCGCCUGGUUACCUUCUGUGCUGCGCCCUCAGCUUAUCUGCUGUGUCAGCUUUCCUCCGUGCAGGAUUCAUACUCAAAUUAUUUGUGAUGUUUGCAGCUGGGACAGUUGAAAUUAUAAUUCUAUGGUCAAGUGACCUAUUUAGGGCGUACGCAGAACUUCAUAGUGAAGACAGUUUGCCUCUGGCGCUACGUGGUCUGUUUCUUCUCUGGCUAAUAGCCGCCGUCCUGCACACUUUGGACCGACAGGGAGAAUUUGUCGCCCGAACUGACUUCCUGUGGAAGGCCAAAUUAAAAGUCGAACAAGAAGAAGUGGAAACCAUGCGAGGCAUCAAUAAGAUUCUACUGGAGAAUAUCCUUCCGGCUCACGUCGCAGCACAUUUCUUGCUUCAGGACAGAUCAGCUGAUUUGUACCACGAGAGCUACUCGUGUGUGGCAGUAAUGUUUGCAUCGAUACCGAAUUAUAAGGAAUUUUACGACGAAACGGAUGUGAAUAAACAAGGAUUAGAGUGUUUGCGUUUGCUAAAUGAAAUCAUUUGUGAUUUUGAUAAGCUCCUGCUGAAGCCGAAGUUCAGUGGAAUCGAGAAGAUUAAAACAAUCGGCAGCACGUACAUGAUUGCAUCUGGAUUGCGUCCUGGCAAGGAGGAUGGAGCUAAUCACAUUAAGAGCGAAGCGGACGAAAAACGUACGGAAGAGCAUAAUGUUGUGAUUCUUGUGGAAUUUGCAUUGGCUUUGAUGUCCAUCCUGGAUCAAAUCAACCGGGAGUCCUUCCAACGUUUCCGUUUACGAAUCGGAUUGAAUCAUGGACCGGUGAUAGCAGGUGUAAUCGGUGCCCAGAAACCUCAGUACGAUAUAUGGAGCAAUACAGUUAAUGUGGCCUCAAGGAUGGACUCGUGCGGAGUAAUGGGUCGUUUACAGACCACCGAAAAUACUGCCAAAGUUCUCAUGGCAGCUGGAUAUGCUUGUGAAUGUCGUGGACCGACAUAUGUGAAAGGAAAGGGCACGCUCACCACCUACUUCGUCAAGACCCCGUUUGAUGAUAAACUCUAAACAAUAAGAUAUUAUCAAUUAAUAUUUUCACUGUAAAUUAUGAAGAGAAUUGUAUUUAUUGAAAUCAAAGAAAAAACCUAAUAAGCUGAGAAUUAUCAUAGAAGAUUUAGAUAUUUAAUCUUAACGAAUUCGAUCUAAAUUCUAUCUAAACAGAAAGGAUACUCUCUCUCUCUAAUAUCAUUGAAAAUGUAACAAACCAAACUAUCAGAAUUAAGAAAUGCAUUUACCUUACUACGUUCUUAUCGUCAUCAAAUAGAAACAUAAAAAGUGAAAGUUAAGAUAACAUUAACCAGUUUUCUUGUGGUGCUAUUGUUUUCAAUUUUGAUUGAGUUCCUUUGUCUGAUUUAACAAGUUCGAAAUUAUGUUUCUAUGUGAAUAGUUGUGGCUGAGAACGAAAAAACUGCAUGACUAACAUUCGAACACUUGCAUACUCAUUUUAUGGAUAAAUAUUCUGUUUCAUUGUUCCAUACAUUGCCGUAUUGUAAAUCACUAUGGAAACUAUGUAGAAGUAACAAAGUUUGUCUUUUUGUAAAAUUUGCUUGAUUGAAAAGAUAUUCCUUGAGAAAAUAAAUUAAGAAUGAAGGUCUAUUUAUUUUUCCAA
Messenger RNA from Hermetia illucens (black soldier fly), 5025 nucleotides. RefSeq names its product adenylate cyclase type 2 (gene Adcy2). The record is from RefSeq and is a predicted model, not a curated record. Gene Ontology annotation, cellular component: plasma membrane. The coding region runs from base 927 to 4424 and encodes 1165 amino acids. Gene Ontology annotation, biological process: cAMP biosynthetic process; intracellular signal transduction; adenylate cyclase-activating G protein-coupled receptor signaling pathway. The transcript has 22 exons. NCBI's taxonomy places the organism in Eukaryota, Metazoa, Arthropoda, Insecta, Diptera, Stratiomyidae. Gene Ontology annotation, molecular function: adenylate cyclase activity.